CUCUCUUUUGUCUCUCUUUUCUUCCAUUUAAAUACUCUAUAGGCAGCUUACUACAUACCUUUUUGUUAAAUUAGGGUUUGUUCGAUCACCUCAGCUCAUAAUCUCAGGUUUAAGAUCUAUAUAUAUUUAUCUCCUCAGAUGUCGUCUUUAUCUCUUCCAGAUACAAAGAUUACCUCCAAAAUCCAGUUUGCUGACCACUUGGAAGAUCCUCGAGCUGCAGUGGGGAAAGCUAAAUUGGCCAGCAGACCCAUUGCAAUCACAAGACAGUCUAAUGACUACUUUACCAAUCUUACUAGACACUCAACAGUCAACAUAGAAGCAGAAAGCAUUGGGGGUGAUCCUCUGAUCUUGCUGCCUCGUGUAUCACAGCAGCCUCCCAAAACCAAAUUCAUGACUUCAAGUUUUCCGCCUCGAAACAAAUGGCGGAUUUGGGGUUCAUGUCUCUGGUCAAUUGCUGGUGGGUUCUCAGAUGCUGCACCAGGAGCUUUGUUGCCCACUAUAGAAGCACACUAUUCAAUUUCAUAUUCAGUUGUGUCACUCAUUUGGAUGUCUAAUGCCAUUGGAUUUAUUACCGUAGCCUUGUUGUCGCACAAAAUCCAGCCAUGGUUGGGAAAAGAGAAAUCCAUUCCAUUUGGGUGCAUUUGUCUGGUUAUAAUGUACGCAAUUGUUGCCAGUGGUGGACCAUUCCCACUUGUGGUGGUCGGAUUCUUUUUUGGCGGGAUGGGGAUUGCCGUGGUACUCUCACAAUUGAAUAUUUUCUUGAGCAAAAUGGAAAAAAAUUCCAAGUAUCUUUCGUUUUUCCAUGGCUCAUAUGGUAUCGGAGCGACCAUCUCCCCCUUUUUGGCAACCACAAUGAUCGAGCGCAAUGUUCGCUGGAACUACGUGUAUCUUAUUAUAUUGGGCUUGAUGAUCAUUAAUCUUGUAAAUUUGACUAUGGCAUUCAAGGGGGCUGACGAAGACCUCAAAUACUGGGAUCAUGAUGAUGAGACUGACAGACUUCUCGACUCCGAAGCGAGCGAAAUUGUCUCGGGGUCUCAAACACCUGCCAAGUCGGAAGCAGGUAUAGGGCUUCAGGACUUGGGAACUCAUGUCACCUCAAUAAUAGACAGUUCGCCAAGCAAAAGUCAAAACGAUUCCUCGGACUUGAAGUUGGCUCUCAAAAAUACCAUCACAUGGAAUAUAUCCUUUUUCACGUUGUUUUACCAGGGCUGCGAGGUUGCUUUGGGGGGCUGGAUUGUUACCUACUUGAUCGACUACCGUCUCACCACUACAUCCUUCGGAUAUGUGCUGAGUGGAUUCUGGGGUGGCUUGACGCUUGGCAGAUUGUUCAUGACUCGCCCCUUGCACAAAUUUUUGGGGGUGAAAAGAUCAGUGAAUCUUCUUGUCCUCACCACCAUUUUGAUGUUGAUAUUAACCUGGGUAGUCUCAAGUGACAUUUUGCUGAGUGUUUUUGUGUCUAUUGCGGGAACUUUGAUUGGGCCAAUAUACCCGUUGAUGAUAACAGGGGUGUCCACCAUGCUUCCUCGGAAAAUCCAAGUAAUAAGUUUGACAAUCAUGACCGCGUUUGGGUCGAGUGGUGGUGCCAUCGUGCCCUUUUUGGUGGGCUUGAUUUCGCAAAGCUCAGGAACAUUUGUUGUUUUGCCUAUUUGUAUUGCUGGCUACUCGCUUGUGCUAAUGUUUUGGUUGAUGCUCCCGAAUACUGAUCGAAAGGGUGAGAGGCCUACUAGUGUGUUCGAACGUUUGCUCCACCUGAUUUGGUGAAUUGUCCCCUUCUUCAAGAAAGAGUCUCGGGUGAGCAAAGGAAAGAAGCGUCUGAAGUAUUAUCUUUAUUGAUCUGCUGACUCAAGUAGAGUGUCUGUUUUUCUAUUAACAAG
Molecule: messenger RNA, 1874 nt
Organism: Metschnikowia bicuspidata var. bicuspidata NRRL YB-4993
Lineage: Eukaryota; Fungi; Ascomycota; Pichiomycetes; Serinales; Metschnikowiaceae
Exons: 1
Coding region: 139-1761 (540 amino acids)
Biological process (GO): transmembrane transport
Cellular component (GO): membrane
Molecular function (GO): transmembrane transporter activity
Source: RefSeq, a predicted model, not a curated record